This is a messenger RNA of Poeciliopsis prolifica (blackstripe livebearer), 3128 nucleotides long. It is a transcript of the gene plbd1b, whose product is annotated as phospholipase B domain containing 1b. Gene Ontology annotation, molecular function: glycerophospholipase activity. The record is from RefSeq and is a predicted model, not a curated record. Lineage: Eukaryota; Metazoa; Chordata; Actinopteri; Cyprinodontiformes; Poeciliidae. Gene Ontology annotation, biological process: phospholipid catabolic process. Gene Ontology annotation, cellular component: extracellular region.
GGUCCUAACAAAAAGUAUCACGCAGGUGGGUCUUCUGGCGAAGCCCCAGUGGCCUAAUGGAUAAGGCACUGGCCUCCUAAGCCAGGGAUUGUGGGUUCGAGUCCCAUCUGGGGUGGUUGCAAUUUUUUUUUAUCCUUACUUCAACAUUUUGCUUUUAGACAUUUAACAAACAAUCUGGGAAGUAUUUAUCCGCCGACUAUCAUCAUGAAUUCUUAUCCGCACUAAUUUUCGGUGCUACUCUCCGAUCAGAACCUGCGAUUCUUCAUGAUGAGGAAACCGAGCAUCUGUUCGUGCGUCCUGCUGUGCUCUGUGGCUGCAUCGCUGCAUGAAGUUGGAAGACAAGUUAGCAAGGUGCAAACUUACCAGGCCACGGUGAACUGGGAUGCUGCCCAGAAGAGCGUGACCCUGCAGGAGGGGGUGAUGGCGCGGGACGGGGGCGCCUGCGGAUUCUUCAACGACUCUCUGCUGCUCUCUGGAUGGGGCGUCUUGGAGAUCCAGGCCGGCUUUGGAGGAGCGCCGCAGGACGAUGAAACCACAUUUUACCUGGCUGGUUACCUGGAGGGCUACCUGACUGCCGGACAGAUGUUCAGCCAUUACACCAACAUGUUUCCUCAACUGGUAAAGGAUGAGCGCGUUUUAAUCCCCUUAAAACACUUCAUGAGCGAACAGGACAGUUGGGCCCGAGAGCAGGCGGCUCAGAGGAGGAACAGCGACCCCCUGUGGAAGCAUGUGGGACUGAUCCUGGCCCAGCUGGACGGGCUGCACGCUGGAGCUGCAGAGUGGGCCAAAAGCAGACACAGGGAGGCCCUGCCGCUGUUCGCGCUCCAGUUCCUGAAUGGUGUGGGUGACCUCCUGGACCUGGUCCCGGCUCUGACGCCUCGCUCCAACUCCACGGCGGGCUCGGCCGCCUUCAGGAGGCCCGGGAUGGGCCUCUGCACGGCCCUCAUCAAGGUGCUGCCCGGGUAUGAAAACCUGCUACUGGGCCACUCCAGCUGGUACAGCUACGCCGCCACCAUGCGGAUCUACAAACACUGGGACUUCAGGGUUUCCGACUCGCGCGUUCACACCGGCCAGAUGUCCUUCAGCAGCUACCCGGGGUUCCUCAUGUCUCUGGAUGACUUCUACCUGCUGGGCAGCGGCCUGCUGAUGACGCAGACCUCCAUCGGCGUCUUCAACGCUUCGCUGUUCAGGCGGCUCAGCCCACAGCGCCUGCUGGCCUGGCAGCGGGUCCGGCUGGCCAACGGCCUGGCCCGCAACGGAGAGCAGUGGGCGCAGCUCUUCUCCAGAUAUAACUCAGGAACCUACAACAGCCAGUACCUGGUUCUGGACCUGAGCAGGGUUCUGCUGCGGCGCAGCAUCCGGGCCGGAGCGCUGACGGUGGUGGAGCAGAUUCCCGGGAACGUCGUCCACUCCGACCAGACUCCGGCUUUACAGAGAGGUUACUGGCCGUCCUACAACGUCCCGUUCCACGCCGAGAUCUACGCCCAGAGCGGGUACGCCACCAUGUGGAGGCGCUACGGAGAAGACUUCUCCUACGACCUUUGCCCCCGAGCCAAAAUCCUCCGCAGGGACCAGGCCAACGUGUCCGACCUCAGCUCCCUCAAAUACAUCAUGAGAUACAACAACUAUAAGAGAGAUCCCUACUCCAAGGGACAUCCAUGUAAAACCAUCUGUUGCCGUAACGACCUGAGACCAAGGAGGCCACGCCCAGGAGGUUGCUAUGACACCAAGGUGACAGACUACCAGAUGGCCCUGCAGCUGACCGCCGAGGCCGUAAACGGGCCCACCACCCAGGGUGGACUGCCCCCUUACUCCUGGAGGUCCUUCAACCUCACGGCUCAUCAGGGUCUCCCAGAAACCUACACGUUUCCCUUCGUCACCAUGAGGCCCACGCUGCGCCGGCCCUGAGAUGUCAGCCUGGGAGCUAGCUACAGCCAGCUAACAUCUCCGCCUGUUAGCUAGCUACAGCCAGCUAACAUUGCUGCCUGUUAGCUAGCUACAGCCAGCUAACAUUGCCGCCUGUUAGUUAGCUACAGCCAGCUAACAUCUCCGCCUGUUAGCUAGCUAUAACUAGGUUCUGAUGUUAAGCUUUUUUCAGUAAACUGGUAAAACGUAGUCUUUGUUAUUCUUCAACCAUAAGAAGUCUCUAUCUCUGUGUCUUUUCAUGAAGUUACUUCUGUAAAAAAAUUAUUUAAAAUUUUUCAACUACAUUGAAAAUAAUUUUUCCAGAACACAGAGACCAAGUGUCUUAACAGUGACGACUCUGUUUUAAUAAACGCUAAAGGUUUUGUUUCCUUCCUGAGCUGCUAAUCUUCUUGAGUUUCUGACCCAGAAAAUUUAUUAAAUAAGAGUAAAAAGUAUAUGGUAAAAAUGAGGCUCAAGUAUAGAGUAACUUGAUCAAAAUGAAUAAUAUAUACAGUUUAUUUAAUUUGUUGUUUAGUUACUCUACAAAGCUUAUUAAAAAAUAUAUAGUCUAAGAAUUUAAUAAUUGAGAGCUUUUCCCUAUUCAACAACCCCCACAAUUAGUUUUUCUUUAUCGCCCUUUAAACAAUAAGAUACAGUCAAGUUUGCAGGUUUUUUUAAAAUUCCUUUGAGAUGAUUUUGCAACGUGAUUGCAGAACCUGCAGGUGAUACAUGACAGAACUUGUUAGCUUCUCUGUGGUCGAUCAGGGAGGAAGAAGAAAAAGUUCAACUGCAUGUUUAUCAUUUUACCAUCAUGGAGCAAAAACAUAAAACUGUAACCAUAUGGAAUGUAAAAUAAGUGUUUAUCAGCCUACUACUCAGUUACAUUUAUUUGAGUAUUUUUUUAAAUGUACUUUUAGGAGUAUUUUUACCAUGCUGUACUUUUUACUUAUUUUCUUUGCUUGAUUGUUGUUUUUGUUAUUUAUAUGACUUAUUGUCAUUUUCAUCCUUAAUAUGCCACAAUUUCCACUUUAUAUUUUGGACUGCCUAUGUAAUUUUUAAAUGUUAAAUGAGUGAUAAGUUAAUCAGUAACUCAAUAUUGAGUUGAUUUUUUUUCACCAAAUACUUUUCUACUUGUGUAAAACUAUGUUAAAGUACUGCCACUUUUAGCUAAUCUCUGUUUUCAAUUAAAUCACCAUUCCAGUAUUAAAAUGUAAACGUCUAAU